Molecule: messenger RNA, 1920 nt
Organism: Ostrea edulis (European flat oyster)
Lineage: Eukaryota; Metazoa; Mollusca; Bivalvia; Ostreida; Ostreidae
Product: feeding circuit activating peptides-like
Exons: 2
Coding region: 258-1541 (427 amino acids)
Source: RefSeq, a predicted model, not a curated record
AUAAUAAGCUAUCAGCGACUGGAUUCAGUUACUACCAAAGGAAAGAGCAUCCACUUCCACAACAAGCAUUAACUCUGCCAACUACCUCUAAUAAAAGCUGUGCUGCACGGUUAUAUCGAACCUAGACGAGCUGAUAGUCGGACCGGUGCUAAGGUCUGUCCGUGAUUUCAAACCUAAACACAGUCAAAGACGCAACCAAUUGCAGGCAUUCAGGCGCUACUCAGUGUGAAAGAUCUGCCGGCGACACUGCUGUGACUAUGAAGACUAUUCUCUGGGUUUCAGUUCUAUGUGUCUGUCUACUUGUCAGUUUAUCAAACUCAACGACAACAGAUGAGGAGACACAGGGGUAUGACCCGACCGAAUACAGUCGUCUGUUAGAGCUGUUGAUGGGAUGGACACUCACAACACCAUCUCCGCCACUUUCCAUGACAACAUUACCUCCCCUGGACAACCUAGGGGGUACAAUCGUGCAUAAAGGUUACAGGGAAUCGGGAGACAAUAAAGAAGAGCUAUUUGAACCGGAAACUGACGGAAUGGACAACAAAAGCCCAUCAGACAGUGAGAAUGACGUUGUGACUGGUUUUGUUGAAAAUUCACCAUCCGAAAAUCAGAUAGACGAAGUGCUUGACCGUAUUCAUGAUGAUAGUUCUUCAGUUGAAACUGACAAGAGAGGACUGAGUAGUUUGGGUGGAUUUUCUCUACAUGGAUAUAAACGAGGACUUAAUUCUCUCGGAGGUCUAAAUCUGCAUAAUUUCGUAAAGCGUGGACUAAACUCCUUGGGGGGUAUGUCAAUCCACAAUUUCAAACGUGGAUUGAGUAAUCUCGGUGGAAUGUCUUUACACAGUUAUUACAAGAGAGGAUUAGAUUCUUUGGGCGGGUUCGGACUCCAUAAUUAUAAAAGAGCCCUCAGUUCCCUUGGUGGGUUCUCACUUCACGGUUAUAAGCGAGCGUUGAGUUCUCUUGGAGGAAUGUCAUUACACGGAGGCCUCAAUAAACGACCACUCAGCAAUCUCGGCGGGAUGUCUCUCCAUGGCGGAUACUCAAAACGAGGGCUUAGUUCCCUUGGUGGUAUGUCUCUUCAUGGGGGAUUUUCAAAACGCGGUCUAAGUUCUCUCGGUGGUAUGUCGCUUCACGGUGGAUACUCAAAACGAGGCCUAAGUUCCCUUGGUGGUAUGUCGCUUCAUGGUGGAUACUCAAAACGAGGCCUCAGUUCUCUCGGUGGCAUGUCGCUUCACGGCGGAUAUUCAAAACGAGGCUUAAGUUCUCUUGGUGGUAUGUCACUUCAUGGCGGAUUUUCGAAACGAGGCUUAAGUUCUUUGGGCGGUUUCAGUUUACAUGGGUACAAGAGAGGCCUCAGUACCCUAGGUGGAAUGAGCCUUUACAACUACAAAAGAGCUAUCAGUAAUUUAGGUGGUUACAAUCUUCCGGGACUACCUUACGUUAAAAGGGACUCGGCGAUAUCCGAAAGUGGCGAAACAUCCAAACAUAAGCGAUCAGUUACAGAUGAUUUAGAUUCAAAUAGCCAACAUGGACAUUUGUGAAAUUUUCCAAUUUUGUUAUAGAGAUUGGGUUUUUAGUUCUACAUAUCAAGUAAUAUGAAUCCAAGGUCAUAAGCAAGUAAAUGUGACUUUAAUUGAUUUAAAGGCGCAUAUUUUCUGUUUUCCGUCCCAAUUUGGUAUUUCCAUUGUUUUAUUUCGAGAAAAAAAUGGGCUUCUUCCGAUAUUGUUCACAUCAAUAACGCUGUGUUUUAUGCUUCUGUUCGAAAUAUGACACAUGCUAUUGACAUUGUAGUUGUACAGACGUCACUGGAAGUCGCUGGACAGAUCAACGUUAAUCAGACUUUUAAUAAAUUCAUAUUUCAACACUUUGAUUUGUUUCUUUGUAUUGCUAGAUUACAAAUAAUAAAUUCCUUUUUCAUUA